Messenger RNA from Hylaeus volcanicus, 5701 nucleotides. RefSeq names its product neurotactin (gene Nrt). The transcript has 6 exons. Bases 917 to 3091 code for a protein of 724 amino acids. NCBI's taxonomy places the organism in Eukaryota, Metazoa, Arthropoda, Insecta, Hymenoptera, Colletidae. The record is from RefSeq and is a predicted model, not a curated record.
UUUCUUUUACAUUUUCUUAUCAAUUGGUGUUUUGAGAAAGUGCCUCUAAAAUAUUAAUUUGAAAUUCGUAGAGCUCCCAUAGUUACAGAGGCUUAAAGGCUGUUCACCAGUAUUAGUGCUAAAUGUAUAGCAAACUUUAAACGCGUUUUUCUCGAAACGACAUUUUUCAAGUCGGGGGCUCGUUUUUCUCGAAAACUAUUGGACCGGCUGACUUUUAGUUUUACACACAUUUCGAGGGCACCAUCGCCUAUGGUCUGAACUAGAAUUAUACCGAUAGCUUGAAUAUUUUAGCCCUGCUCUCAUAUUUUAGUUGACAAUUUUCCGGGAUAAUUAAACCUUAAUUUUCAAACAGCUGCGAUUCCGAUAAAAAAUUUAGUACUUACUCAAUUCUAGUUCAGACGGUAACUACAUUCAUAUAGAUUGAAAAAAAAAAUUUGUUUUUCUGUCUCAGACAACUAGAACCCGCCACAGCCUGUGCGCCCGAUUGAACGAGCGUCUCGCGCCACAACCUGCAUAACAGCGCAUAACUUGUAUAGAUUUCAAUGAAGUAAUUCAUAAAAAUUUGUGUUGUUAGUUGAAACGUGUUUUAUUAUGCAUAAAAACGCCUGGUACUGUAGGUUUGAUAGUUUUCGCAAAAUUAAUUCCUAAAAAUUACUGAAAAAACAAACUUCUAGACGAUAAUAUCCCCUUAAUGUUGAAUCGCUUCUUGCGAGCCCUAAUAUUGCAGCUUGUCUAUGUAUUUUUGGUUUCUUAAAAGAAUGUAAACUGCGGAUAUAAUAUACACGUAAACUGUACUAUACAUACCACUGUAUGUAUGAACCUCAUCUGAGGUUCUCAAAUAAUUAAGUAAAAAAAAAAGAAAAAAAAAACAUGUGAUAUAAUUUAAACCGAAUUGAUCGAUUUUUAGCGAUAAAUCAUGAGCCAGGGGGAUCAAGAGAAGAGCAUGGAUAAGAAGGAAAUCGCCGAGGAGGAAAGGGAGAAGAUGCUGAACACCGAAAAUACCAAGCACGCGGUGGCAUCGCCCGCGCCAGACUCGGAAUCCGAAGAACAAAAGCCUAAAAAGAAAAUCCCGAUCGGUGGUAUCAAGAUGCCUGGCUUUUGUCGUACGAAGAGCAAGGAACCUUGCAAAGACGAUGAAAGUAAACCCGUUGAAUCGAGUGAUGGUGAAGUGACCGAGAAAAAUGCUAAAGAAAACGAGCAAAAUAUUUCCUCGGAAAAGACAAACACGCCGAGCAAGGACGCAAAGGAGAAAGAAGCACGAAAGGGAAUUCUCGACGCCAUAAAGUUACCCUUAGUCUCUGUUUUCCCUCGAAAGAAGAAGGAAGGCGAAGUGGAAUUGGGAACAACCGGUGCCGCCGGAUUGGCUAGCGUGGAAACACUCGACGAUGGUGUAGGUGAGAAAAAUCCCAUUGCCAACGAAGACGGUAUGGAAACUGUUCGUCUCGACGGAGAUGCUCCCGAUGGUAUCGAAUCUCCGAAGCAACACUUUCUCGUUGCUUGCAUAUCCGCUGCAAGGAUGAAUUUGUUCGUGUUAGUAGCGACGCUGUGUAUCGUGAUAUCCGUCAUCAUCAUCAUCUGCGUUGCUUCUGUCGGCCCGAGAAAGUCUUCUACGCAAUUAGUGAAGGAUGGAAACUACGUCGAAACUGUUGCUUCUUGCGGUUCAGUGCAAGGGAUAUCGGAGGACGGUGCAUUUGCAUUUCGCGGGAUCCCAUAUGCGAUUCCACCGCUGGAAAAUCGUCGUUGGCAACCUGCGGAACCAUUACGAAGAAUCGAACACUGUUGGACGAAUACUUUCUUGGCACAUAAUUCUUCGGAUGUCUGUUUGCAGCGAGAUGCUUCCGGCGGUGUUAUUGGAACCGAGAAUUGUUUAUACUUAGAUGUUUUUACGCCUGAAAUCAGAUACGAUUCUUCGCCUUUGCCGGUAGUCGUUAUGAUCGGUGCAGAGACCCUUACCAGCGGCUCGCCCGGUGUAAUGCAGCCAUCUGCGAAGCUGGCGCGUGUUCGCGAGAUGGUUUUCGUUAGACCAAACUUCCGAUUAGGAGUCUUUGGUUUCUUAGCUGCGGAACCACUUUCGCGAACAACGCAUCCCCCGACAUCUGGAAAUUACGGACUCUCCGACAUUAUAGCAGCACUCCAAUGGGUUCAACUCAAUAUCGAACAUUUCGGUGGUAACAAGACAUCCGUAACCGUGUGGGGUCACCGAGCAGGGGGAACCCUUGUUACAACGCUAGUUGGCACUCGCCGAGCAAAGGAUUUAUUUUCGAAAGUUUGGAUAUCCAGUGGAAGCGCGAUAUUUCCUGGCAGAGAACUAGAGUUUUCGGAGAAGCUUAACGAACAGUUCCUGAACUCUGUAAGGUGCACGGACGCUGCCUGUUUGAGAAGUAAAAGCGCCGAGGAAUUAAUGGACUCUAUUCCGGAGACUUGGCAUUUGGGAAACGUUGGACUACCCGAGACCAGGGAAGCAACAUCGAAAGAUAGGAGACACGAGUGGCUCGUCCUUGACCGUGCUAUUCUUCAAGAACCGGUUGGUAAGAUUUGGGCAAGGGAUGAAUUUUCAACCAAGAUCAUGAUGGGCAGUACAGCUCACGCUGGAGCUCCGCUUAAAUACCUCAAUUCGAACACCACCCUCAAUUCCACGCAAGUCGAGAAGAUUGUACGGGAGUCCUUGCUGGGAACCACUGGUUUAGCCGACAUAGCUCUCAGACGUUACAAUGCAACAUUGAAGGGUUUGCUGAGCAUGAUUUCGGACAUUCGCGUAAUAUGCCCAUUGCUGACGGUUGCUCGAAUGAAAACAAACAUUCCAUUUUACGUAGCGACACAACCGCGAGGUCAAAUCGCCGACCCGGACAGCGAUGCUGCGGCGAUACUUGGAUCGUUCGCUGCGCGUACGACCGCGGAAACAAGGCAUGUCAACGCGAUGCAGAAACUCUUUAACCACUUUGUUUGGCACGGCGUAGUAACUCAGGCGGAUACCAAUGGUGUGAAACGAGUUCUCGUAGUUGGACAAGAUACGCUUCCUGAACAUGACUAUCCGAAUUGCGACGUUUGGAUAGAAAAAGACAUAGUACCGUCUUACGGCCGAGUGGAUUAAAUUGUUCUUCUCGUUACAUGUCUAACGGAGAUUUCGGGGUAUCUGUCAAGUUCGAGAUACUCUUGACAAAGACAAUUUGCUUUCGAGUUUCUCAAACUUGACGAGUUGUUCCUGAGACAUUCAAGCCGCGAGAUACGAAUCGGACAAGCGUCGAAAGAUCGCAUCGACUGUCGAUGUCGGAUUGAACCGACGAAAAGGGGAGGGAUUUCUUUUAUGUACGUAUGGCUCGUUCUAAAAAAUAGAACAUUCCGAUUUUUGUCUUCUAUUUAAAUUGAACUGAUCGUUAAAUUCUUAAGCAAGGGAGCGGUAGUCGAUCAGGGAUUCUGAUUUUUACAUUUACGUCUUCUCUCGCAUCUCGCGUUGCUUUAAAAAAAAUCGAUAUUAUUUAUUGUACGAAAUACUUAAUCGAUAUACUCCACAUACGAAGUGGAUAAACGCGGAAUGAUUUUUAACACUGCUAAGAUUGCGCGAUUCCGCACUUAACGCGAGCGAUAAAUAUUUCGACACGGAAAGUAUUUAUUAACGAGAUUUUCGAAGAUUUUACCGUUUAAAUAAUAAUACGGUGGGAUUUGCCCUCUUCUGCGAGUGUUUCCAACAAACUCAAACUCAGGCGUGAGUUGUUAAAGUUUAUCGAGUAUCGGGAAACGAAAGCACGUUAAGUUAUUUCGCUUUAAUGUAUUGUUUUAUGUACACGAACGAAACAGGUAUCGUCGUUUUUAACGAACUGCCAGAUAUUCACGUAAUAAGUAUUCAGGUGUCUGUAUCGACGGUAUUCGUCGAUUUUGUCACUGUACAUUACCGUUGCUCUCUGUUUUUACUUGAAUGUACUUAAAUGUAUUCCUGCUCCCAUCGUAUCACGAGCAUGGGAAACAGAUGUAAUUUCUAAACUGUAAGACUGAUUUUACAGAUUGGCAUUUCAUUAACGUAUGAAUGUCUUUUGUAUUAGUUUUAACCAAAUAGCUUUGUAGUAUACAAGACCUGUCCUAUAAACAGUUCAUUUGUACUGUAAAUUAAGAUAUGUGCAAAGAAUACUUUAAUCUCAUUAUUUCGACGUUGAUGUACACUUGUAAAAUAUGUGAUCACGAUCACAUUUUUGUAACGGAAGAUUGCACCGUAGCACACGCAUAUUCUUUCAACUUUAAAAUUUUGCUAGAUUUAAGAAUACCAUUUCUAUCUUUCUUACUUAAUAAUUAUCAUAGAAAUUGCAAUUCUCGAAGUCAAUUAUUUAUUAAUAAAAGGUGACGUUUGUAACUGUUCUUAAGUCUGGUAAAAUUUUAAGAGCUGAAAUCAUUUUUAGUUCGCUAUGCAUUCGGAUGUUUGUAUAUGAUAUUUGAAGCAAAAUAAAAUAAUGUAAUUCAUCUUUUUUAAUCAACAGGCGAAAGAUUGUCAUCUAUCGUAAUCGAGUAUAUAAUAAGUAUUAUUUAUUAAUAUAAUCAUAACGAUCGAUGAAUUUUAGUGUCGUUAUACCAUUUUUUAUUAGUAUUAUAUUAUAGUAUCAUCGAUAUACUUUAAUGUUCAACAUAUCUCAUCGUACGUACGUAUUUGUCUAUAAAAAAGAAAAUUAGUAUUAAACUGGCAAAUUUGAAAGAAUAUAUUUUUCAUUCGAUUUGUUAUAAACAAAAAGUAUCGCAAAAUAAUAUCGUGUGAAUUUAUUUAAGAAGACACAGAGGGCUAUAUAAAGUACAUUUCGCCAUUCAUAACACGUAAAAUAUAAUAUUUUUGAUUAAAUCGUAUAAUAACGAAUUUGACCAAAGUAGGACGCUUGUGCAAUUUACUAACAUUUAUAUUAAACAAUUAUUAUCAACCGUAAUCGUGUUAACAAUAAUACUCCUAGAAUGUCAUGACGUUACUGAAGGUACAGGUAAUGACAAUAAAUUAAUGUUAACAUUAGCGUUAAUAUUUUCGAAUACACGCACGCAACAUUUCCGUUUAAUCUUCUUUGCGGGAGAUUUUAAAAAUUACUCCUAUAAUUUACGUUCACUUAGUUUCAGAAGUAAGUAAAGUAACAUCGUUUCGAAUUGUCUUGCUUUUAACAUUAUAAUUUUGAAUGUAGAUUGCUGGAUAGGCUCUUUUUUUUCUUUUACUUUUACGUUCAGCAUUCAUGUACCAUGCACGAAUAAAUCCUACAACCUCUGCUUCCUGAGCACCACUGACGAAGAAUGCGCAUGAUUGAUUAAUCGUUUUUUAUAUACAUAGAUAUGAUUGAGAACCACUGUUCGGAAUUCCUUGGCUACUUGGUCGACAGUCUUACGUUUUAGAGUUAGUGGAGUAACGAUAAGUGCAAUGUUAUAUAGUGUUGGUUUGGUAUAGUACAAAUAGUUGUUCUCUGAAUCAACACAACAGGUAUCUUACGGUUUACGACAGAGCAUCUUUGAAAUUAAACGAGCCACUUUCUUCGAACGUGAAUUCGUGAAAAAUAUAUAUCGACACGACUCAAAUGGAAUCAAAGGAACGGUGAACCGGUGAAAAAAAGUUCUAUUUUCGAAAGCGUUCGCGGAGUAUACGGAUAAAUUCCUUGCAUUCCAACGUUGGUCCAGGCUCCCGCGGGGCAACAUCUAGAUGAGAAUGUUACUUUUGUGAUUACUCAUUUAGUGACAUCCGAGGAAUGUG